This is a messenger RNA of Armigeres subalbatus, 941 nucleotides long. RefSeq names its product histidine-rich glycoprotein-like. The coding region runs from base 284 to 916 and encodes 210 amino acids. The transcript is spliced from 2 exons. The record is from RefSeq and is a predicted model, not a curated record. NCBI's taxonomy places the organism in Eukaryota, Metazoa, Arthropoda, Insecta, Diptera, Culicidae.
CGGAGCGCUAAGAUCAGCGUGAAAUGCACUGUUUCCAUUCCUCCAGUGCAAAAAUCCAGUGUCAAAUAUACACCCAGGUUUUUUUUAUUUCAUUCAGUACAAGAGCUUCUUGGGUUUCGGCGCGCGAUCUGAUUCAAUUACCAUGAAAUCUCUAUCCAUUACGUGAAAUGGUUUUACUUUCAUUUAGUGCUUAUAAAACUGUAACUCCGAACGGUGGGCAGCAUCAGUUCCAUUUCGUCGUUGUUCCAGUGUACAUUUCCAGCUAAGUUCAGGGAGCAGUACGAUGCAGUUCGUUCUAUCGUCAGUGACGUUCGCCAUAGUUGCUUGUGCGGCUGUUGACUCAGCGAGUAAAUCAGUGAGCAAACGAGAUCUUUGGCCUUCGGGAGCAGUACAGGAUCAUUCGGGUUUUGCGGGACACGCGGAUUACUUGGGACACUCAGGCUAUGCAGGGCAUACCGACCAGUCGGCGCUAGGAGCCCAUGAUUAUGGUGCCAGCUGGAGCCAUGGUAUUGAGGCACGUGCGCAUAUGCCAGAGACCGCCCAGUAUGAACAUCUACGAGCGCCGGUACAUCCGGUUCACGAGUUCCACCACGAGGAAGACUCUCAGGAUAAGAAAAGCUUCCAUGAGUGGAAACCAGUCUAUUCGGAUUACAAGUCUCAAUCGGUAGCAAGCAGCACAAAGAAUUCGGAACAUGAGCAGCACAGUCACGAAGACUGGCGGGAAGAUGAAGAAAAGCAUGAAGAACCUGAAAAGCAUCAUCACCAUCAUCAUCACCACCAUGUGAAAGUGAUCGAGGUGCCAAAACCUUACACUGUUCAUGUGGAGAAGCCCUAUCCAGUAUAUGUGGAAAAGCCAAUUAUUGUAGAAAAACAUGUGCCACUGAAGUUGCUGAUUAAGAAAAAGUACCAUCACUAAAUCCAAAUAGAUUAAUGUUAAGUUA